Carya illinoinensis is the source of this 992-nucleotide messenger RNA. Its product is annotated as FCS-Like Zinc finger 2-like. The transcript has 2 exons. NCBI's taxonomy places the organism in Eukaryota, Viridiplantae, Streptophyta, Magnoliopsida, Fagales, Juglandaceae. The coding region runs from base 206 to 703 and encodes 165 amino acids. The record is from RefSeq and is a predicted model, not a curated record.
CCGAAACCUGCCGUUGUUUCUCUCUCUCUCUCUUUAGUCUUUCACCAACUUCCUUUAUAUUUCGUCAUCUUCCACUCUUCCAUCUCCAUCUCUCUUUUCUUCUUCUUCUUCUUCUCCUAGCUCACUCUCUCUCUCUCUCUCUCUCUCGGCGAAAGCCGUCCCAAGAGUAACACUUUUCGGACAUCUAUACGUAUCUGUUGAAUUAAUGGAGUCUACCACUUCUACAAGGCGGCCAUGUUUCAUCGAGGAAGAUGAUGGGUUGGCCUCUCUGGCAGACAUGGAAGCUGGGUUCUCUGGAAGUCAACACCACAAACAACCUUUCUUAUCUAGGACACUUUGUUACAGUGCUUCCUGUAAUUAUAACAUGAGUGGUUUCACACGCUUUUCGGUUCUGUCUCCGAGAUCUAGGAGGUUUUAUGAAGCAAGAUUUGAAGAACCGCAGCCCCAUUUCCUGGAAUCGUGUUUUCUCUGCAAGAAACCACUUGGGUGUAACAAAGACAUCUUCAUGUACAGGGGGGACACACCAUUCUGUAGUGAAGAGUGCAGACAGGAGCAAAUAGAUACAGAUGAAGCCAAGGAGAAGAAAUGGAAUCUUACAUCUUCUGUGAAGGCCUUGAGAAAAAAGCAGCAGAGAGAGUCCACCUCCCCCAACAAAACCCAGGACUACCCUUUCCGAACGAGCACCAUAGCUGCCGCUUCAUGAAUAAACAAGACAGCAUUUUGAGGAUGCCUCCAAAUAUAUAUCCAGAAGAGAAAGCAAUUAUGUCUAAUAGGGGUUUUUGUAUGUGUUUAACCUGUAAAUGCUAGCAUUACUACGGGGUGUUACGUUGGGGGCUGUCAUCUGCUCUUACGAGGAUGCGAUGCCUCUUUGGGAAUUUUAAUUUUCCACUUUUGUUUUUGUCUGAUAAAAUACUUUUCUUUUUUGAAAACCAGUAAACCAAGCUUCAGCUUUUGAAUGAAGAAAUAGUAUGAGGAAAAGCUUCCUUCUCUCU